UCCUGCGAGUUCUCACAGCGUCCUUCGUCGCACCAUCCCUGUGGUCGUCACGCAUCGCGUUUCCGUCGUGUGUUGGCGUGCCACCGAAAUCUGUUGGCCGUUGUUGAAGGUGAUGUCUUCUGCACCCUGUGCGGCAAUGGGCAAUGUCGCCAACGACGACCGUUCGAAGCUGUCAACAACCGAAAGGGUGGCGGUUGCCGCGACCGUUACCGUUGUGCUUAUGCGCUGCCAGAUGGAAGGCAGUGCAGGGAGAUUGAAGGCGCAGCUUCGCACACGGAGGAGGAAGGCGAUGCAGGCACUGCCGGUUGUAGGACUGGACACCGCUGCCAUCUGCAACGCCGUCUUCCAGGUGUGUUGCACCAUGGGUUUUGGCGGUAUGCCUAGAGCCACGCCCAUGUGGUGGGUGAAGAGGAGGACGGGGGGGGCGUGGGAGGAUCUGCAGCCUGCGGAUGACGCCACAGAAGAGUACUUCCGCGAUAAGCUGCGUAUGUCGCCACGUGUCUUCCGCGAGAUAAUGGAAAACUUGUCGCCAUUUCUGCAGCGCAGUGUGACGUUCUACAGGGAGCCGUUUCAGCCAGACCACAUCGUGGCGUACACAUUGUACAGAUGGACGUCCGGGGAGACGUACGAGAGCAGCACGUGCAACGUCGGUAUUGGCAGAGCUACGGGUGUGGUGGCAGUGCGGGACGUCAUUGCGGUGCUGCUGGCGGUGUACAGGGAAAAGGUGUCGUGGCCGACUGGGGUGUGAAAGGCGGUCGUUCUGCGUGCUCUCACUGACAAGGGGUUCCCUAACUGCCACGACUGU
Molecule: messenger RNA, 805 nt
Organism: Chara braunii
Lineage: Eukaryota; Viridiplantae; Streptophyta; Charophyceae; Charales; Characeae
Source: the annotation of a GenBank genome assembly